AUAGCGCAUAAUGAAAGUACAUCCAAUUUCAAAGACCUCAGUAAUCUUGAGUUUGGUGAAUCAAUACAUGGUCUUGAGUCUGAUGAGCCGAUAUAUGAUCUUGAAUUUAAUGGACCAAUUUGGGAAGAAGCAUCUGACAUGUUAAAACUAUAUUCUCAAUAUGAAGGGUUUAAGCUAAGGAAAGGACGUGUUGAAAAGACUUCUAAUAGAACUAUACGAAAAAGAACAAUGUUGUGUGAACACA
Racocetra persica is the source of this 244-nucleotide messenger RNA. NCBI's taxonomy places the organism in Eukaryota, Fungi, Glomeromycota, Glomeromycetes, Diversisporales, Gigasporaceae. The record is from the annotation of a GenBank genome assembly.